UUUCGCUAAAUUGAUUACUUUGAUAAGCCUUUUUUUUGUGUGUUGUAUGUUAUUUUAUAACUGGAUCAAAUCAAUCGCACUUGUGUUUUUCAGCUGUCAACUUCUGCAGUUUGCUCAAUUUUUAAUUCAGCUAAAGAAACAAUGAAUACGAAAACAAAGGUACCACAGGCCCUGAAAGCUAAAGUGAUGCUAUGGACAGAUGUAGGCUACCAUGACAUGGAGGAGAUCGACAAAAUGCAUUCCAUUCCUGAUCUGGAAAGUGCUUUAUGCAGUGCGUUUAGAGUCGACCUACUUGAACCAAAAAGAGGAGUUCUGCUGGAGUUGUAUGUCCAGGCGGUGCUUUUUUGCAGGGAGUGCAACUUCAUAAAGGAACAAACUUCUGCUCUCUUGUCUAUCAUCAAGUCCAUCCAUGAGGCUAACAUAGAAACUCCACUCGACAACAUAGAACAGUGUUUCAAAUACUGCAAGGAGCUACUUCUCUGUCACUCAGUCAGGCGCCCUCCCUUUAGUAUCAACCUCUUCAGCUCUGAGGAGGUGAACUGUAUCUUAAAGUACAUCCAUAACGGCUAUGUGAGACACUACAAACUCUACAAAUAUAUUUUCACCCCACAGGUAAAACUUGAUUUGUCUUUGACUUACUCUGGGAUCUCAGACCAGGAUGAACCUACCAUGGAGGAUUCUUCUGCUCCAGAUUUUGAAAAUGAGAUUAAAAAAGAAACAAAAGCAGCGCCAAAUACAGAAAGCAAAGCAUCCAUCGAAGAGCCGCAGGGAGCCUUACUCGGUUCAAAAUCAGAACUGAAGGCACUGAUCGAGAAAGAGGUCAGAGAGCAGAUGACGCUUGUGUCUGGACAAUUAGAUCAGCGAAUGAAAGACAUUGCAGAUCAGCACAACAGUGCACAAGAUUCCCCACAGCCUAACCACAAGGCCAAAAAAUAACGGAUGAGAAAUGUUGGUUUCCAAUGAGCACUCACAAAAUACGACAAGUUCAAGUUCAAUGUUAUACAGUUUUAUUGUCAAUGAAACCUUUUUUCUUCAUAUACAGUACAUUUAUAUCUGCAUUUGUACAAUUACUGUACAUUUCUCAGGGAGGCACUUUCAGGAAAAGUGCUACAUAUUAAACUAAAGAAUGAACUGAGAAAUAAAUGGUGUUGGUUAGU
Messenger RNA from Perca flavescens (yellow perch), 1157 nucleotides. It is a transcript of the gene cfap119, whose product is annotated as cilia and flagella associated protein 119. NCBI's taxonomy places the organism in Eukaryota, Metazoa, Chordata, Actinopteri, Perciformes, Percidae. Bases 142 to 936 code for a protein of 264 amino acids. The record is from RefSeq and is a predicted model, not a curated record. The transcript is spliced from 9 exons.